Lactuca sativa (garden lettuce) is the source of this 825-nucleotide messenger RNA. RefSeq lists its product as uncharacterized. NCBI's taxonomy places the organism in Eukaryota, Viridiplantae, Streptophyta, Magnoliopsida, Asterales, Asteraceae. The record is from RefSeq and is a predicted model, not a curated record.
CACCAUUUGCUCAACAAUUUCCCUCUCCAUCUGAAUAUCUCUCUCUCUCACUCAUCUAUCUCUCUAGAAGAACACAAAAACACUUCAAAAAAUGGAACAAAAUCUACCAGUUUUAGCAAAGAAAGUAUGGAGCUUAGUUCGAGUCUAUUACUUCAUGCUACGUAAAGGCAUAUCCAAGAAGAAGUUACUGCUCGACCUCAACAGGAUGAUGAAGUGUGGUAAGAUCGCCGGAAAAGCCUUGCAUAAUCUCAUGUUCCACAACCACCACCAUCGCUGGCCGGCGCCUUUCACCGCCAACCGCCCUUCAAGUCACCUCUCCAGCCCUUCUCGUGCAUCUGAUGAAUACGAGUUCAGCUGCUGUAACAGCCCUUCUGUUAGUAACAAUGCAUUCUCUCUAUUUUCAUUCAACAAGAAACACCAUUCUAACAAUCACCAGGCGGAGGGUCUUGACAUGAUGGCUUUCAAUGCUGCGGUGCUUAAGGCCAUGGAGAUGAUUCACAGUGAGACGGCAUCGCCGGCUCUUCCAGGGUUUGGGAGGAGUCCGAUGGUUAGGCAACUUAGAAUAACCGACUCUCCCUUUCCUUUGAAUAGCGUGCAUGAGGACAACCAGGUUGAUGAGGCGGCGGAGCAGUUCAUAAGUAGGUUUUACAACGACCUACGGCGGCAAAACACCAAGGCGUCUUUUGGUUCAUCAUUUAAUUAAGAUGUAUAAAAUUUAUUUCGAUUGUUGUGUACAUUGAGACCUCAUGUUGUGUAUGCAAGUAUAUACAGUUGAUGCAAUAAAUCUUUAUAUAUAUGAAAUUAAUUAGAAUGUUCUUUUUGUAA